Messenger RNA from Sapajus apella (tufted capuchin), 1799 nucleotides. RefSeq names its product intraflagellar transport associated protein (gene IFTAP). Gene Ontology annotation, biological process: acrosome reaction; spermatogenesis. Gene Ontology annotation, molecular function: intraciliary transport particle A binding. Gene Ontology annotation, cellular component: 9+0 non-motile cilium; cytosol. NCBI's taxonomy places the organism in Eukaryota, Metazoa, Chordata, Mammalia, Primates, Cebidae. The transcript is spliced from 6 exons. The record is from RefSeq and is a predicted model, not a curated record. Bases 175 to 678 code for a protein of 167 amino acids.
CAGGAAUCCUUUCUCUAUGGUUGUGUGGCUUUGGAAAUCUGUCUUUGUUGCUCUGGGAGAGGGGAUUCCUGGAAUGUGUCUCUGAACAAAGACUAGCCGAAGGUGCGAAGUGACUAGAUGGGAGCCAAGGCGGAAAACUAGGGAAUGGGAGAUACUGUGGCCUCCUGAAUAGGAAUGUCAGGAUUGGAAAUAAUGGAUGAAGAUCAAUUAAUCAAAGAAGUCUCGGAUACAUUCCUUAAUUGUCAUGAGCAAACAUAUGAUGAAGAAUUUCUGGACACUUUUACUAAUCUUUCACAAGAGGAUCAUGUGUCUAAAAGGGGAGUGUUUGAAACUGACUCUUCAGAAAACAUAUUUAUCUCAGCAAAAGUUACUCAUAAAAAUGAAGCAAAUGACUACCAUCUUAGAAAUAAAACCAUCUUUCUUCGUACAUCAUCACAAUGUUUGGAAAAACAGGUAGACAAUUUCCUAGAUUUAGAAGUCUUGGACAUGGAUGAAGAGAUUAAACCCCAAAUGAGCCAGGAUUUGCCGCUGCUUCCAGGAGAAGUGGAGCAGAAUGUAAGCACCAGCAUUCCUUCUUGUAUCCCUUCUGUGGCCCAGCCUCCCACUUGUGAAGCGAAGCCAAAGCCCACUGUAAAAAGAAUGGACAAACAGACGGAGGAGCAUCCUGUGGCCAUUUAGAGGAGAUGGGAGUGAGAAACGGGAACAGGAAGCAGCAUCUACAGAAGGAUCCAUUUUGAUGAAAGCAUUGCACUAGGUGAUGUGGGGUGCUGUGUCAAAGGUCAGAAACAUGAUCCCACUUUCUUGAGAGUAAAGGACAAUUGCACAUGAAAACACAUUAUAGCACAUUAGAGAAAAAUUGCUAAUAUAAGCAGUCAGGGUCCUAGCUAUCCAGAGAUAGUGUUAUCAAUGUGAACGUUCUUGAGAGAUUAGGCUUCUGGAAUUGAUUGGGAAAGCCUUUACUGAAAAAAGGCAUCUGAGAAUUGAUGAGAUGUCAGUUAUUAAAUUCUUGCAUUUCAUUAUUAUCAUUUAACCAUGUGUGAUAACAAUUACAAAGUGCAAGGAAUGAUCUCUAUCUCUAUCUCCAGAAGCUUAAAAUACAACUUGAGAAGGCAAAACCACUAGAGAAUAUAAAAACACAUUAUGAAGUGCUAAUUAUGUAGCAUACCCAUAAAUGUAGAAAGGGAAGGAGAAAAGAGGGAUGAAGGUGCAGCGGAAGAGGGAGCAAUAUGUUUCAAGUAAUUUUUAUUAUUGAAGGAAUUAGUAACAAAUUGAAUGUACUUAACUGAUUUUUCUUCUUUCUUUUUAAGUGCACUUUUGUUUUUCAGAGCAGUUUUAUGUUCACAGAAAAAUUGAGGAAGUCAGCACAGUUUUCAUAUACGCCCUGCCUCUCCCUGACACAGACUCCCUUACUAUUAAUAUCCCACACCAGAGCCACAUUUUUUGUUGUUUUGUUUUUUGCUAUUAAUUGUCUUUCCUUUUCUUUUUGUGUUAAGAACAUUUAACAUGAGCUCUACUCUCUUAAAUGUCUAAGUGUACCAUAUAAUAUCAUUACCUAUGUGCACGGUGUUGUGCAGCAGAUCUCUGGAAUGUAUUCAUGUAUAACUGAAACUACACCCAGUGAAUGGCAACUCUGCAUUUCCCCCGUCCCCUUAACCCUAGCAGCCACCAUCCUACUUUCUGCUUCUACGAGUUUGACUUUUACAGAUAACUCAUAUAAGUGGACAUGGGCCACUUGUCCUUCUGUGAUUGGCUUAUUUCACUUUCCAUAAUGCCCUUCAGAUUUGCCCAUGUUGUUGCAU